AUGGAACCAUUAAAAAUAUAUUUGAGAAUUAAAAGAGAAAAUAGAGUAUUCUUUUUCGAGUGCUCACUACUUGAUCCAGUGGAAAUAUUGAAAAGGAAAUUGCUACCUUACUACAAAUAGGAAAUCCAGGAUAUGAGAAUCUAUUUAGGAGAUAGAGUAAGAGAGUAGAUACAUCUAAAACUAGCUAUUAGAUGACAAAGCCAAUCUGUAAGACUAAGCUGUUCCAAACGAUAGUUGCUUAAUCUUAAAGCUAAGGAAGGGGAUGUCUGGCGAAUGGGAUGAAUGA
Molecule: messenger RNA, 286 nt
Organism: Paramecium octaurelia
Lineage: Eukaryota; Ciliophora; Oligohymenophorea; Peniculida; Parameciidae
Source: the annotation of a GenBank genome assembly